AUGAAAAGUCCUUAUGUCGAUGAAAAAUUAUCUGACGAUGAGGGAAAGAAGCCAGAAAGAAGAUUAUUUGAAGAUAAUGUUGAACCAGAAAGUUCGUCCUCCAGUGAAGAAUCAUUUGAGGGUGAGGGAAAUAAGUCGAAAAGAAGAUUACUAGAAGACGAUGUGGAAUCAGAAAGUCCGUCAACAGGUGAAAAACCAUAUAAUGAUGAAGGAGAUAAUCCAGGAGACGAUGUUGAAGCAAUAAAUCCACCUAGUGUUGAUACAGAAAGUCCAUCCGCCGAUGAAAAAACAUCUGAUGCAGAAGAUCCACCUAUUGAAUCAGAAAGUUCAUCUACUGAUGAGAAACCAUCUAAUAAUGAGGGAGGGAAACCAAAAAGAAGAUUACUAGAAGACAACGUUAAAUCAAAAAAAUGGUUUAUCGAUGAAAAAUCAUAUGAUGACGAGGGAGAGAAGCCGAAAAGAAAAUUACAAGGAGACGAAGUUGAAGUAAAAAGUCCACUCACCGGUGAAGAACUACCUGAUGUUGAGGGAGGAAUACUGAGUAGAAGAUUACUAGAAGAUAAUGUUAAAUCAGAAAGUCUAUUUGCCAGUGAAAAACCAUCUGAUGAUGAGGGAGAGAAGCCAAAAAGAAGAUUACUGGAAGACAACGUUGAAGAAAAGAGUUUGUUCGUUGGUGCAAAAUCACCUGAUGUUGAGGGAGAGAAGCCGGGAAGAAGGUUAUUGGGAGACGAUGUUAAAGCAAAAAGUUCGUUUCUUGAUGAAAAACCUCUUGAAGCAAAAAAGAAGAGGCUUAAGAAUUGA
Messenger RNA from Hibiscus syriacus, 801 nucleotides. RefSeq names its product histone acetyltransferase KAT6A-like. The transcript is spliced from 3 exons. The coding region runs from base 1 to 801 and encodes 266 amino acids. NCBI's taxonomy places the organism in Eukaryota, Viridiplantae, Streptophyta, Magnoliopsida, Malvales, Malvaceae. The record is from RefSeq and is a predicted model, not a curated record.